This is a messenger RNA of Colossoma macropomum (tambaqui), 1345 nucleotides long. It is a transcript of the gene mylipa, whose product is annotated as myosin regulatory light chain interacting protein a. Gene Ontology annotation, biological process: ubiquitin-dependent protein catabolic process. The record is from RefSeq and is a predicted model, not a curated record. Lineage: Eukaryota; Metazoa; Chordata; Actinopteri; Characiformes; Serrasalmidae. Gene Ontology annotation, molecular function: ubiquitin-protein transferase activity. Gene Ontology annotation, cellular component: cytoskeleton.
GCACCUGUUUUUCAUGCAUGUAAAGGAGGAUCUUCACCGAGGUCAUCUGCGGAUGGGCUCGGAGCAGGCCGUGGAGCUGAGCGCUCUUCUGGCUCAGGCUGAAUUCGGAGAUUACAACCAGAACACGGCCAAGUACUGGUACACUGAACUGUGCGGAAAAGAGCCCGACCAGGCCACAGUGAACAGUAUAAUAGCUCGACACCAGGCUCUGGAGGGUGUCAGUCAGGGUUCAGUGGAGUAUCAGGCUCUGCAGCUGGUCUCAUCUCUGGAGCAUUACGGAGUGGAGUGGCACUGGGCCCGGGACGCUGAGGGACAGAGGCUGGCGAUUGGAGUCGGGCCAGAGGGCAUCGCAGUCUGCAGGGAGGACUUCAGUCUGGUCAACAGGAUAUCCUAUCCCAUAAUACAAAUAGCCACUCAGUCGGGGAAGAGCGUGUACUUGACAGUCACCAAGGAAACCAGCGACAGUGUGGUCCUCCUAUUUAAACUGAUCAGCAACAGAGCGGCCAGCGGACUGUACCGGGCCAUCACAGAAACGCACGCCUUCUACAGAUGCGACACGGUGACGAAUGCGGUCAUGAUGCAGUACAGCCGAGACUUCAAGGGUCACCUGGCCUCGCUCUUCCUCAACGAAAACAUCAACCUGGGCAAGAAAUACGUCUUCGACAUCCGCCGCACGUCUAAGGAGGUGUACGACUACGCGCGACGGGCUCUCUAUAACGCCGGCAUCGUGGACCUGGUGUCCCGCUCCGGGGGGCGCUCCCCGUCCUCCCACUCGCCUUCGCACGGCUCGCAGGGGGCGCUGGACUGCAGCGGCUGCCAGCAGAGCCGAGCGCUGCAGGAGAAACUGCAGAAGCUUCGGGAGGCGCUGCUGUGCAUGCUGUGCUGCGAGGAGGAGAUAGAUGCAGCGUUCUGUCCCUGCGGGCACAUGGUCUGCUGUCAGAACUGCGCCAAACAGCUCCAGUCGUGUCCAGUAUGCCGAUCAGAGGUGGAACACGUCCAGCAUGUCUACCUGCCCACCUGCACCAGCCUGUUAAACCUGACCAUCACAGGCAGCAGCAGCCCAGAGCCCAUCCACCGUGGCAUGGCCCCACACACCUGCACUAGCAAAGACUUCUCCAGCAACGAGAAGAUCUACCAGACCUAAGCCAGCCCAGCACUCUUCCACAAAAGCUUUUACUUUAUUUACUACGACUCGGCGUUCAUCGCGGACCACCACAACAUGUGUUCUUAAAACACCAAUGAAGAGACCUGCCAACUUUUUACUGUUUGUAUGUUUUUGUCUUUUAUUUAAUCUGUAUCAGUUGAUCUGGUAAGCAGCUGCGUGUUCUUUUAAAAUCUGAAAAUC